Polypterus senegalus (gray bichir) is the source of this 1282-nucleotide messenger RNA. RefSeq lists its product as uncharacterized. NCBI's taxonomy places the organism in Eukaryota, Metazoa, Chordata, Cladistia, Polypteriformes, Polypteridae. The transcript is spliced from 3 exons. The record is from RefSeq and is a predicted model, not a curated record. The coding region runs from base 489 to 1187 and encodes 232 amino acids.
AUUGCCACUAUCAGACAUGUUAUUGGUUAACUAGCGGUCAAUCAGAGCGACUGCGCCCACAGUUAAGACUCUUGUAUUUAAGACUUCUGCACGGCUAUCGGUGGAUAUUUCUGAAGACAUCUGUCAAUUUACAGCAGAACCUCAAGAAACCAGUGCAACGACUUAAAGCAUACAUUAAAAAUGGAUGUCUCGGAAAUUAACCAUUAUGAACGGAUGUUUGUGGCAGAAGUGAUUGAUCCAUUAGUCGGCGGUCUGAACACCACUUUGUGGCUUGCCAAAAUUUCUGCAGGUUGUUGACAAAGACGACAUGAACCAGGCAUUGUGCGACAAUCCGACAAUCCAUUGUUGAGGCUGAGCAGAGUCUUACGCAGGCUGAAGAAACCGCCAAGGGUCAUGUUGAAAAAGUUGAUGAAAAAUGUGUGGAUCUGGUGUCUGAGAAAAAUCAACUACAAACAGAAGAAAAAGACAAGAGGGACAGUUUAGCUUCAAUGGAGAAGAGCUUAGAGCAUCUGGAAGAAAUGCUGAGGAUUUCAAAGGAGAGCCUGGAUCAAGCACACAAUAAUCUGUCAUCUGCUGAGGAAAGUCUUCAACGAGCUAAGCAAAAAGCAAAAGAAGAAGAGUCCAUCAGAGAAACUGCUGCGGGAAUGAGCUUUAUACCCUUUGUUGGUCCAAUAAUUGGACAAACUAUACUUGGUGUAACUCAGAAGGCUAUUGAAGAUGCAGAAUAUGCUGUAAAAGUUGCACAAGACAAUGUCGACUCUUGGAAAAGCCAAAUCUCCACCUACGAAGGAAACAUCCAAGAUUAUACUAAUAAAAUAGAUGUCCAAAGAAAUGAGAUCGCUUGCAUCAACAGCCGUAUUUUGGAAAUUUCCAGCAUAUUGGAGACCCUAUCUGAGAUGUGCAAGGAGAUGGGAGUGGUGCAGAACACUCUGCAGAAUGCCACCUUCUUCCUGACCACUCUGGCUGGAAAAAUGCAGGCAGCUGAGGUGGAAACCAGGAUUGUCAUCUUUUUUGAUCCUUUAAUUAAUAUUUUAGAUGACCUCUCCCAGUAUCUAUCAAAUCAAAAGUGCUUGGAUCUCCUCCAGCAGGAAAUUCAACCCUUUAUUGAGCAACUGAAAGAAGAAAAUGAGAAGCUCAGAGCUAUUCGUGACCAAGGUGGUAGUGAAGAUGAUAUACAGUUUCUCUAAAGAUGAAAAUUUAAUUGAAUGUAAAAUGAAAACAACCCUCCUUAAAUGCUUUAUCUCUGUAACACAUUGACUCAUUAAACAAUCCGAUCAAGAAA